UUAAGUUGACCAAAAAAAAAUUCACGUGGAGUAGGCGAAAUUAUUAUUCCGAAUUGAUAAUUAGAUAAAUAAAAGAGCACAUAAAUUGCCAACGAAAACUUGUAAAAUGUGUGAAGUCGAGACAAUAACCAAAAUAGCGAAUUCUCUCGGUGUCCCAGCCGGCGAAGUGAAUCUCAAUUCUGAAAAGGUCAUCACACGCACUAAUAACAACAAAACGGUAUCGGGCUUUGCCACUAUCCUCAAUACUCUUGCACAGGAAUCAAAAUCUGAAAUAGCUUACAAUAGUUCAGCGACAUGUGAAAUUAGUGCCGAAGUGUAUCAGUGGAUUGAAUUUGCUGUAUUGUACGCAGCGCCAGGUUGUAAAGACAAGCACGUAUCACAACAACUGCUGCGUGAUUUCAAUAAACUUUUCAGCACUAAAUCCUAUUUAGUAGGAUAUUUCAUUACACUAGCCGAUUUGGCUAUCUUCUAUGCUAUCUACAAUUUAAUGAAAUCUCUUUCACCCGUGGAAAAAGAAAACUAUUUAAAUCUAUCGCGCUGGUUUGAUCAUCUGCAACAGAGGCCAGAAAUACGCCAAGGAGGCAGUGUUCUUAACUUCACAACAAUCUACCUACAUGGUUGGGCGACGGGCACUCAUGUAUAAAUCCUACAUUCAUCAAUUGUUGGAUUAAAAGUAUUUUAUUUCAAA
This is a messenger RNA of Anastrepha ludens (Mexican fruit fly), 688 nucleotides long. RefSeq names its product eukaryotic translation elongation factor 1 epsilon-1 (gene AIMP3). Gene Ontology annotation, biological process: positive regulation of DNA damage response, signal transduction by p53 class mediator. NCBI's taxonomy places the organism in Eukaryota, Metazoa, Arthropoda, Insecta, Diptera, Tephritidae. The record is from RefSeq and is a predicted model, not a curated record. Gene Ontology annotation, cellular component: aminoacyl-tRNA synthetase multienzyme complex; cytoplasm; nucleus. The transcript has 3 exons. The coding region runs from base 107 to 643 and encodes 178 amino acids.